This is a messenger RNA of Lacerta agilis (Sand lizard), 1780 nucleotides long. Its product is annotated as interferon-induced transmembrane protein 5-like. Lineage: Eukaryota; Metazoa; Chordata; Lepidosauria; Squamata; Lacertidae. The record is from RefSeq and is a predicted model, not a curated record. Bases 417 to 956 code for a protein of 179 amino acids. The transcript has 2 exons. Gene Ontology annotation, biological process: bone morphogenesis; bone mineralization. Gene Ontology annotation, cellular component: plasma membrane.
AUGUCAGCUGGCUUUUAAAAUCUUGUAACGUACAAGUGCAAGGGGAAAACACUGGAAGGGUAAGAAGCAGGAGACAUUUCUGCAGGGAUGGGGGUAAAAACCCCUACAAGAUAAGGUUUAUUAGCUCUGUCUGCCCUUACCUGAUGACCUCACACAUGAGAGCACUUGCCCUGUAAGUAGCACCUUGUCGUGCUCCAGUUUGUAUCUGUCCUGUACUUGCCUUUGAAGACAAGUGCCUGAAUUGCUGGAGCUCUCUGAGGGCGUUGGGCCAACACCAACCACAGGGUUAUAAAAAGCACUCCUUGUCUAAGGGAGCGAGGGCAGGCUUGGAAACCAAACAGUUCUCUCAGUCCUGGCAAAGCAUUUCUGAUAACCACAGUCAAACCAAAGCUGCAAUUUCCCCAUUUUAUAUAUAGAUGGAGAUGAAUCUGUGCCUUGGCUGGGCACUAUAUAAACGGCUGUCACUGCCUUCCCCCACUCACAGGCUGCCACUGCUAGGAAACAGUGUGAUUCCUCCAGGGAAACGGUGUGUGAUUCCUCCAACUGGAGCCAUGGACACUUCUUAUCCUCGUGAAGACUACCUGCCCAUGUCUUCCCAUAAGCAGGAACCUUCUCCAACGGUCAUCACUGUCAAGCCUCCGGUGGUCCCCCGCGACUAUAUGAUUUGGUCCAUAUUCAACACCAUCUACAUGAACCUGUGUUGCCUUGGCUUUGUCGCUCUUGCCUAUUCUGUCAAGGCACGGGAUCAGAAGGUGUCCGGUGACCUGGAAGCUGCCCAUCGCUACGGCUCCAAAGCCAGAUGCUACAAUGUCCUUGCCACAGUGUGGAAUGUGGUGCUGCCGCUCAUGCUCAUUGCUCUGGUGAUCACGGGUGUCCUCCACCUCUCCAAGCUGGCUCAGGAGUCCAUGGACUUUUUGGCUUACAGACUCUUUCCUAAUGAUGAUGACAAGAAGUGAGCCAAGGAUCUCGAGCAUUCCUGUGAAUGUAUUUUUGACCAUUAAUAUGGCUCUUUACUGAAACUGUCAACUGGUGUAACCCAACCACUAUGCACUACAAAACAUCUGCUAGCUGUAAUUCAGGUCAUCUGGUGCAUUAUACUGAUACAUUAAUGUACCUUGGAACUCAUCUCCCAGGUCACCCUUUGGGGUUGCAGCAGACGAAGAAAUUAAUCCUUGGCGUUCUUCAUAAACUCACGGCUGAGCUGCCCAUCACAGUGUUCUCUCUGUCUCCCAUCUUCCUCUCUGCUGGGCUCUCACACACUUGACAAACAUGCAACAACCAUAUGGAAAGCAGAUACCCCAAGAUAUACUGAUAAAGCUAUUAAAUAUACUUGUGUAAACUGCAUACUAUAUUUAUACCAUGCAUACUAUUUGUCUUUUAUUUUUGCUAGUUUGUGUGUUUUCAGUGUAGUUUCUAUCUGCAGGAGGUUUGUACGAAUAUUAGUGAACGUAUGUUGAGGCAUAUGUGUUAAAUUGUACAAAAAAUAUAAUCUUUAUUCUUUAUUGGCAUGAUCACAGCUAUUCAAUCUGUUAUUGAAUAAUUAGUUUCCAUGGUGACUGCUGAUUGGUAUAUGUUCAGACGUGUGGUGGCUUAUCUACAGAGACAUAUUUAAUCUAUUAGGAAGGAUCCUAAAGUCACCAUCUUUUAUCCUGUAUUAACAAAUCAGGUGGAUAAUAAUUACCCUGGAACCUUUUCAUGUUUCCUUAGGUACAAACCUUAGAACAUUCUUUUUAAAGCUGCAUUUUCUUCUUCCCUGACUCAAGUCUAUCUUGUUACUAUU